This is a messenger RNA of Vollenhovia emeryi, 8902 nucleotides long. RefSeq lists its product as uncharacterized. The coding region runs from base 1718 to 6745 and encodes 1675 amino acids. Gene Ontology annotation, cellular component: cytoskeleton. The transcript is spliced from 20 exons. The record is from RefSeq and is a predicted model, not a curated record. NCBI's taxonomy places the organism in Eukaryota, Metazoa, Arthropoda, Insecta, Hymenoptera, Formicidae.
AGUCACUUUUUUAUUUGCAUGUUUAUGUGGUUUUGAUUGCAACAGAAAAAUUGUCUUUCCAAUUGACUUGUUUGUAUCCUUUGAAAAAUUAUUUUCAAUUUGUUUUACACAGAUUUAAAAAUAUAAAUGUCCAUUUUGUUAAAACCCAUACGAGUAUAAGUGGCGUAAAGAAGAGAUCGUCCGGUAAAUUAACGGCAAACUUGCGAGAAGAGAUUGGGUGACCUCACGACCGUUUAAAGCUAAUUCACAGUGUGUCACGAAUGUGUCACAUGUCACGACUCACGAGUCACGACUUGCAUUACAUUGUGAACAGCAUAUCAUAAUUCCCAGGGAAAAAGUUAACAUUUGUCAUUGAUUUACGUCUCUCUCGGGCGACGAAUUAAUCUACCGAAAUAAUUUUUGCCUCCUCACGAGUAAAAAAACUCACAAAGCCCCGUCUAUGAGCCUAAAUAAAAAAAUUAAUUCCACUCUUUCGAAUCUGCAAAGAGAAAAUCGGAAUCGCCUCUCUCUUAAGUUAGGUCGGAACGUACUAUUCUUGGAACAAAUUAGGUUCGAAAAUACCAGAGAAAAGGUCGUUUACUUUCGCUUGAAACAUUUAAAUAAUAGAAGUUAUUCACAAUCGGAGUAGGAUGAUCUGAGUAAACUCUCGGUAAACUUGGCGUUUUUCAAAGUCAAUAUAUUCUGCGUAAAUUUGUGAGGAAGCGGUCUUUUUGUUUUUCCAAACGCAUUCAGAGGUCACUUUGAAAUGUAGCUACGCCUGAGAAUUUUAUUUUCUACCACUCGCAGUCAUUUAAUUUUCUUUUCUUCUUUUUUUUUAUUUGCAUCAAGUUGAGUUCCCUUUGUGCUCGUCAUCUACUUCCUGAGGCAGGUCGCAAAGGCUGGAAUUUUUCACGAGCCGACCCGUCGUCCGCGUAGUAAUUGCAGAACGAGACGGGUUGCGCUCAUCCACUCCCUCCAUCCGGUUUUUCAUUUGGCUCCUUUUAACGUCGACCUUAAAAUAAACUUUGCAGCCCUGCAUGCCAUCUUUCCGCGUCGCACUUUUCUCCGUCGCCGAAACGUCGGAAGUGCUCGGCGACAGAGGCGGCUUUGGCGCCAUAUCUUGCCAAUAAAAUAUUCACGAUAAUAAAGCGGCAAAAAACCCGAGCAAAUAUUUUCGCCUUUUUCUCGUUGAAUCAUUAGUCAGUUAUAUUACAACUUGAACUAAAAUAUAAACCAUGGAAUUAUAUAAUGUACAAUGCUCGCCGCGUGGCGUUGCAAUCUGUAGACGUGGUCAGGAAAUAUAUCGAGUAGCUGACUAGAUAAGGACCACUAGUCCCUAGCAGCACUUGACAUAAAAAAUGGAUACUCCUAUCGUUGGGCGGAACCGUAUCGGCGAUAACGUUGUCGUCCCUCCGUAUUUUAUCGCUCGUAAGGUUCUAUAAUAUUUCUCUAAAAAGAAAUCUUUGCCUCAGGUCGCAGCGCAAGCCCGAGACCGGUGUCGCGAUCGACGAUGACCAUAACACGGGCGUGUGAGGUAACGAAAUGGCGAGGAUGAGCAGCCCUUGCUCCUCGAGCGUCGGUAUCGAGUCGAUCCCUCGCAGGAAGAACGCGACAACCCGAGGAGGGAAGAAGCACAGGCACGGGCCGCCAGAUGCGCUGAGGAUCCUCCGGCAGGAAACAGAAGUCGGCGGGCAGGAAGAGGCGUCAUUGUAAGGUCGACGAGCAACGACGAAUCACGAUGGACGAGAUACGCGGCUCAUCGUCGGCCCGCCGUCUCUCGCAGAUUCUCGAUCCGAUCACGCGGCUCGCCAGCGACUUCGGCUCCAGCUCGGCGCCGUGCAGCCCGCGGCUGGGCGCGCGCGUGCAAGACUCGAGUGUCGGGCCCGGCGCCGCUGCCGUCGCCACCGCCGCCAUCGCCGCCGGCCAACAGGGCCCAAUCGCCGCAGGUACGACCACCGUCGGCGCCGGUGUCUCGUCAUCGUCUCGAGCGGCGCCGAGCGGCGCCGGGACGGCCAGCGGCGCCAACGCCGGACCCGACAGCCCGCGAUUGUGGCCACGACAGUUCCGACAGGCCCCGACACCACCGCCACGGCCUAGGCACGUCGGCACCGCCACCGCCGUCAGCACCGCCAGUACCUCCACCAACGUCUCCGUGAACAUUAAUAACAACAAUAACAACAACAAUGCGGGGGGCAGCGCCGACGGCGGCGCACUACCGUCGGUGGUGCACGCGAGGGACUCGCCCUACGUCAAUGUGCCGAAUCUCUUCUUCCACAAAGACAAGAGCUUCGCCGAGAGCGCCAAGAGCGCCGGUUACAUCGAGCUUCGCGAGAAGCCCAAGUGCAGCCCGUACGACUUCACGUCCGAGUCGAGCGGUCACGUGGAGUACGCGGAUAAGAGAACGUUCGUCACUCCGGUGCAGCCCGACCUGGGCUACGACAUCGGAAAGGAAUCGGGCAGUCCUCUCUGUAGAGGAAGAUCGAACUAUGACCCGGGGCCCUCCAGCGGUAGAGGCCACUUCGACCGGGCGUUCUCGUUCUCCGGCAGGCAACCGCCGGAGCAACUGUCGGCCUCACGGAUAUACGAAACGGGCAGAUUGUUCGUCGAUCCGAGGCCGACCGGCGGCAACGUCGGCAACGUCGACCUGAAGAGGGAGAAGCUGGACGUCAGGCCCAGUUACAGCACCUCCAAGAGCUUCGACGGGUACACGACGACGGUGGAGGAGCUCAACUGGCAGGAGAGGUGUCUGGAGUUGCAGCUCGAGCUGCACAGGAGCAGGAGUCAAGCGACCAGGGUGAGGGACAUGCUCCGAGAAAAGCUCUCGGAGCUCGAGCAGCGGGUGUUGGAGGCGGAGGGCAGGGCGGACGAGGCUGAAGAUAAGGUACGGAUGAUGGAGGAGCGGCUAGUGAAGGGUGAGUACUGUCUCAGCACAUCCGGCGUUGGCUCGCCACCGCACUCGCUGCCGUCGACCUCCGGUACGCAGAAUGACAAGAUCGAAGAGGUCCAUUGUGCCUGCAUCUCGAAGCUAGAGACACAAGUCGAGGAACAGAGGCAGUUACGGCUGCAAGACGCCAGGCAAGUGGAAGCGAAAGCAGCGAGGAUAAAGGAAUGGGUUACUAAUAAAUUGAGGGAAUUGGAACAACAGAAUCAACACCUGAGAGAGCAGAACAACAAGUGUAACCAGCAGCUCGAGUUGUUGCGCAAUCAUAUAACUAAUAUCGGGCUCAAACCUGUCGCACCGACGAGAGCGUCGUUAUCCCUGGAAGUGGAUCCCGCCUUGCGUAUCGAUCGCAGGCGAUCGGAGAGCUUGGAGGGUACCCCGCAGACGGCACCGGAGUGCGUGCAGAAUAUCGCGGCGGAACCGCAAACGAGCACGAAGCACCGGCGACACUUGUCCGCCUGCGGCACCAUCCAACGAGGAGUCGCGGCCGCCAACAUGGACUCGAGUAUACUGUCCGAGGAGCUGGCCGCGGCGGUGGAGAACCUGGUGAUGUUGCCAAAUAUAUCCGGCGUUUCGGAGGCGAGCCGAGACAGCGGAAGCUCGGAAGCGGUGCACGACUAUGCCGAGAUAUACACACCCAGCCGAGAGGGUAUGAACUGGCUGCAGGGAGAACAAGGUCCACGUCCGCCCACCCCGCCGUUACACAGGUUUCCCAGCUGGGAGGCAAAAAUAUAUCAGGUAGCGGACGGUGGUCUUGGCAUCGGUCCACCGACAAACGAGGAGUCCGCACCCUCCACGAUGACAACCACGACGAGUUCGUCGAAGCAUUCUCAGGCCACGGGACACAACUUGACAGCGCACAACUCUCAGGGCUACUGCGAUAUCUCUGUUCCAGUAUACGCUACUGUCAAAGGACGUGCCAGUCAAAUCAGAUCUAUGCCUUUUGGCGAUAGCUCUGAUGAUAGUUCGGACGGCGAGGAACACCCGAAUCAAACCGAAACUAAUACCAGAAUUACCAAUAGCUCGUCCGACAACACAGAUUCCUCUCUCGGCAGCGGAAGCAGUCCCUCGAAAAGUAUCAAAACGACCAGCAGCCUCAGUCCCGCGAAAAGAAGUUCUAGCGGGUCUCCCAGUAAAAGUGUAAAACGUGAUACUUCUCUCGAGUCAGGAUUAUCCGAGGAUUACGCAAUACCUCCCGAUGCACUAAGUUCGACGUCUCUAGAAUCUAGCAUGCCUAGCCUCCUAAUGCGCGUUUCUGGCGAAAGUCCAAAGAGACAGGAAUCGCUGGAGAAAACGGGCCAUCUAGCGAAAUUAGGCGGCAAGUUAAAAACCUGGCGGAAACGGUGGUUCGUGCUGAAAAACGGUGUGUUAACGUAUUGGAAGAGUCAAAAUGAUGUCAACCGGAAACCUCAAGGCCAAAUCAUCUUGGACGAAGUGUGCAGAAUCAAUAGAGCCGAAGGAGCCGCCACUUUCGAAAUAGCCACAGGUAAGAAGACUUAUUACUUGACCGCGGACUGUAUCGCCACGAUGGAAGACUGGAUAAGAGUGCUGCAGAACGUGCAGAGGCGAAAUGCAACAAAACUUCUGCUCAGUAGAGAAGAUAAUAAACCAACGAUACAGGGUUGGUUGACGAAGGUGAAAAACGGCCACGCGAAGAAGUGUUGGUGCGUGCUCAUCGGCAAGAUGUUCCUUUACUUUAAGUGUCCCAGUGAUACGAAUCCUAUCGGCCAAAUCAAUAUGAGGGACGCUCGAGUGGAGGAGGUGGAACAUGUUUCGGAUAGCGACAGUGAGGAGAGAGACGCCGAGUGUCCACACGAGAGAACAAUCGGCAUCUUUCCGACGCAUCAGGGUCCAACUUAUCUGCUGAUGCCACAUAAGCAGGAUAAGGACAACUGGCUCUACCAUUUGACAGUGGUGUCGGGCGGUGGACCGAGCGCGGGCACGCAAUAUGAACAACUGGUGCAAAGACUAAUGGAAACCGACGGUGAUCCUAGUUGCGUGCUCUGGCGGCAUCCUCUGCUGCUGCACACGAAAGAAAGCAUCACGAGCCCGCUGACAAGCCUGACCUCUGAAUCCCUGCAAACCGAAGCCAUAAAACUCUUUAAGGCUUGUCAGCUGUUUAUGUCGGUGGCAGUAGAACAAGCAGGUAUCGACUACCACGUCGUUCUAGCGCAAAAUGCAUUACAACAAUGCCUAGACCAGCCUGAACUUCAAUCUGAAUUUAUAUGCGCACUGGUAAAGCAGACAAGUCGUCACACGCAACACCGUUUGGGCGUACAGCAGCUCCUCCUCUGCGCCACGCAAUCGCUCUUCACCUGCGAUACGCAAAGUCCCGCGGCAAAUGGCAGCGGUGAAAAUGCGGACGCGCAAUCAACGGCCUCGACUUCUCACAGUCCUCCGCUCACGCAGGGCCACUCGACCUCCACUAUCUUGGACUGCAAAACUAAUCCCGCGCAGUAUGUGCUUAUCCAGGGAUGGCAGCUCCUGGCGCUCGCCGUUUCCCUCUUUCUGCCCAAGAACAAUCGGCUACUAUGGUACCUGAAACUGCACCUGCAGAGAAACGCCGACAGCAAAACGGAAUGUGGCAAGUAUGCGGCUUAUUGCGAGAGAGCCUUGGAGAGAACGUUGCAGAAUGGUGGUAGAGAGGUGAAGCCGUCGAGGAUGGAAGUAUUAUCGAUACUAAUGAAGAAUCCGUACCAUCAUUCAUUGCCGCACGCCAUACCAGUUCACUUUCUGAACGGCACCUAUCAGGUCGUGAGCUUCGACGGUAGUACUACGAUAGAGGAAUUUCUGAACACCCUGAACCAAGAGAUUGGCUGUAGGGACAUUCAUCAGUCCGGCUUCACGCUAUUCAGCGAUGACCCGAUUGAAAAGGAACUCGAGCAUUUCAUCGAUCCAGAAGCGAAGCUGUGCGACAUAAUCUCAAAGUGGGAGACAGCGUUACGAGAGAAGGGCUCGGGAAAAUUCGAAAAUACUAGAGUGAUACAAUUAACAUACAAAUCUCGUUGCUACUGGCGGCAAGCUGCUAAAAUGGAAACAGACAAGGAGAGACUCUUGCUGUGUUAUCAAGUGAAUCAACAAGUUGUGCAAGGAAAGUUCCCAUUAAAUCGUGAACUCGCUUUUGAACUGGCAUCGUUGAUGGCACAGAUCGAUUUUGGAGAAUACAACAACGAUAAAGCACGUGGCAGCGGCCCCGGAAGCAAUCCGCAUCAUCUCGUACUUCAAGCUCUGGACAAAUUUUAUCCAAUACGCUAUCGAGCCAACAUUACUGCCGAUCAGUUGAGGGAAUUGCAAGAGAAAUUACAAGAAAAGUGGAUCGCUUUAAAAGGACGUAGCGUAUUAGAUUGCGUUCGUAUAUAUCUCACAUGCACCAGAAAGUGGCCUUUCUUCGGAGCUACCUUGUAUCAAGCAAAGCUGAAGCAAACCGAACCUGUAACGGUCUGGAUAGCGGUGUCCGAGGACAGUGUAACGUUGCUUGAAUUACAAACAAUGGCUGUCAUGUGCCGGUAUAAUUAUGCGAACAUAAUAACGUUCGGUGGCUGUUUGGAUGAUUUCAUGCUCGUCGCUUGCCCGGACGAGGGUGCGGCCGAGCAGAAAUUGCUCUUUGCACUCUCUAAACCCAAAAUAUUGGAGAUAACGUUAUUAAUCGCCGAUUAUAUGAAUGCGCUGGGCCAUGCAUUACCGGGCACUCCACAAAUGAAUACUUUAACGCGCAAUGGAUCACACCGGUCCAUCAAAUCCACCCUGAGACCUGCGACUGGUUCAAGCUGUCUUCCAACUCAACCUGAUAUAUUGAAAUCGACGCCAGAUCACCAAAGACCUUAAUAAAAAGGCUGGUCGCGUUAAUUUUUCGAAAAGAUAACUGGAUAUAUUUCUUGGAUGCGCGCGGAGAUCUGAUUAUGAUGCAUAUUUUUCUUUUGUUUGUAUCACAUAAAGGCAGCGUAACAGUGCAGUAUUAGUGUCGUACACUGCGAUGUGCGAUGCAUCGUGUUUCUUUUUCUACAAAACGCGCAGUCACAAACACGUUCGAAUCAUGUUUACGUUUACAUCGUAUGUGCACGUAAAUUAGUAUCGACGCUUAUAACAACGUAUCUGUGUAAAUACUUAACGAUAAGCGCAAGAACUAAUCACGAACGAUCGUGCUGGUGGUCUAGAGGGCGGCUGAAAUCGAACCGAAUCGAUCUGUAACACUGCCUAAUUAGUAUGCGCGAUUACACAUCGAAUAGUUUCAUCUUGCGGCUACGUAUCAUGCUGAGACUUUUGCUACGUAUUUAUAUAUCAAAUUAAGAACACACCAGAAACGAAAAGAACGCGUAAAAUAUUGCGUAAUAGUGAUGUAUUCACUCCGUGUCGUGUAUUAUAUAUUAAUCAAAGUUAUUAAAUGUUUAGGAGUAUAUCUCGAAUGAUACAGCGAUGCGUUCUUUCCCGUUUUUCGAUAUCGAACGGAAUACCUCCAUGCCUACGCAUGUUGUCGCUAUGUCAUGUGAACCAUAACACAACUGUCUCUAAUUCUAUCCAGAUCUUUGUCGGACGAAAAAUCAAUCGCUUGAAUUUAUUUUAGAUUUAUUAAAAGAAAUUAAUUCUUGUUGCACAGAUUUAAAUUUAAUGAAAAUUCAAAAUCUAGAUUUAAUACAGAUCUGAGCCGUGCGGGAGAAUUUAAAUUUAAUUUAAAUAAUAAGUUUUAUAACUUGAAUUUAUUUGAAAUUAAAUUCAACUUUGUGAUAUAUUCAAACAAAAAAGGAGGAGAGGAAAGAUGAAGGUAAUUUUCUCUUAACAUUACAGGAUACAUCACAGGACAGUAAAUCGAUCUUAUAAACGGAACUAUGUCACAUCCCGUCUAUUGACAAAAAAGAGAAAGACUGACUAUACUUCUUUCUUCUUCGAACGUCUAUUUUCCUUUUUGUGUGAGGCUACUUGUGAGAUCGAUCAACAAAGGAAAAUCUGAUAUACUCAUAUUAACUUUGAUAACAGCUAGUCUCGUAUCUGAUAUUUAUUUAAGGUGUAAGUGCUACACGGUUUCUUUCUCUUUUUUUUUACAGGUACACGACCAAAUAGAUGUAAUUGGGAACGUAAUUUAUAUAUAAAUAUACUAUUUAAUAUAAUUAACAUUGCGUUCCUACGCGUAAUACGUGUGCAACACUGUGUAUUAAAACAUACGAUUUUAGCGUUGUCUAUAUAUAUACAUAUUUAUAUAUAUAUAGAAAACGAGAGAAUGAAAGAAUGAAAAAGAAAGAGAGAGAGAGAGUCAGACAAAAAGAAGUUUUGUACUCGCGUUCGACGUGUCCUACGUAACUAGUAAACGUCUUCCUUCUAGCAGUUACAAAAUAUGAGCUGAAAGUAGGGCUUUCGUGCAAUACGUACAAGACUUCUACGGUUUUGUAAUUUUCGAGACUACUAUGCGCCUGUCCCGAGCAGAAUAGCGAAUCUCGACUUUUAAAGGAUCUCUGCGCAAGGUGUCUGGAGAACGUCUAAAGUCUCAGACGUCUUCGCGAACUCCUUUAAAUGUCUGAAAAUGUGGACGGACUAUAGGCGCGCAUAUACUCGGCUUCAUUUAGGCACAUUGUGAAUGUUUGUACGAAUAAUUCGAACCUCAGACUAUUGAGAGCAGUACAAAGAGAUGCAAGAAUGACAUUUUGUCCUUAAUUUUUUAUAUAUCGAAGCGGUAUCGAAUGCUGUUGCGUGGGUGACUAGCACCCGUGUAUCAUGACGUAGUUGAAGGAAUCGUACGCGUAUUACACUCACCUAUUCGUGUAAAUAUCAUGAGGACGGACAUGCGUUUCUAAAAAGUUAGAGUAGAAUCAAAAUAGGCAGCUAGCAGUUUACACAAUCGAGCUCUAUCUGAAUCGCGUUCUACCGAGCCUAUCUCACAUCUUACAUUUAUAUUUAUUAUUUAUUCGUAUGAAAAAGGUACGAGCGAGAUGAGUGGAAAACAUUGUGUACUAUUGUACAGAGGAACAAAUAAACUGCACAUUAAUACAAUCU